AUGGAAGAACCUCCGGAAGAGGCUCGGGGCGAAUCCUGGGAAUCUGAAACCACAGAUUUUCCCUCAGCUGCUGAUUACACUGAUGGCCAGGAAGAAGAUGACCAGAAGAACCAGGCCGAGGGAGAGGCACGUGACCAAACGGAUCACAGGAUAGCUGGCCAAAGUGCCAGCAGAGUGUCUGACCAGGCUGAAGCAAACACAGUUGGCCAAGCUGAUGACAAAGUGUCUGAACACCAUGGACUUAAUACCUCUGGUCAGGCAGACCACAGUGCAUCCAACCUUGUUAAUGUCGCUGACCUUACAGCCCUUGAUGUGGCUGAACAAUUACUGUCUGGACAGACUGAAGAGGAGGCAGCUGAGCAUGAACAGAUUGAGGGUGACAAGGUAGGUGUCCUGCUUGAUGGAGAAACUCCUGGAGAGAUGGAACAAAGAUGGUCCAUACUGUCUGACCAAAAGACUUCUAUACAGACUGAUCACCUAAUGUCCAUGGAUGCUGAGAGAUUAGAUUCUGAGCAGGUUGACAGCACACUGUCCAGCCAAGCUGAGGGACAAAAUGAGAAGAUGCCCCUCAAAUUAUCUGGCCUGGAUAAGAGCAGACCUUCUGAACAGACAGAUGGUAUGUUGUCCAUGCCAUCUGACCAAAGAGUUUCUGAACAGCUUGACCACAGAAUGUCAAUCCAGGCUGAGAAAAGGACUCAUGAGCAGAUUGACUACAGAUUGUCUGGGCUGGUUGAUCAUAAACCAAAGACUCGCUACCAACCCCCUCAACUACCUAAACGCCAGGCUGAUCAACUUCCAGUUAAGGCUGACUCCAGUGAAUCUGACCAGAGUCACCACUUACUUGACACACAAGAUGAUCAGAAGGAAGAAUACCCGUCUGAUGAUGAAAUGCUUGGCCAGCCUGAGGAUAGCGAGGACAAAGAGGCAGACUCCAUAGUACAACCUUACCAAUUUGAGGAUAGCCAAAUAGAUCUCAAUUUCAAGCUUUCAGAUGAAGUAGAAAAUGAAAUUGAAAGUAUAGCCAUGAGCCAAUGCCACCCAGCUAAUGCCAAAAUCACCAGUAAUUUCCAAGCAGAUCAAAAAUUGUCCCAAGAAUCCCUCUCCACCUCAUCUAAAGAGGGCAAUGUCACCAAUCAAGAAAAUACUCAAGCCAUAGAAACCAGCCCUGUAAGUUAA
Nycticebus coucang (slow loris) is the source of this 1176-nucleotide messenger RNA. RefSeq names its product testis expressed 55 (gene TEX55). NCBI's taxonomy places the organism in Eukaryota, Metazoa, Chordata, Mammalia, Primates, Lorisidae. Gene Ontology annotation, cellular component: nucleus. The coding region runs from base 1 to 1176 and encodes 391 amino acids. The record is from RefSeq and is a predicted model, not a curated record. The transcript has a single exon.